AAUGUUGAUUUUUUCGAUUGGGAAGUGGCUAAAGAAUCUGCAAAGGAUGAUAGUCAUCGUAUUUCUUCAAAAGCUCGUCUCUUUGCCUCAAUUCAUUACAAUAUUGCUCGAAUAAUGCCCGAUUCAAUAAAGGGUGUCCGACAUUUGCUUUAUACACUAACAGUCCAUCCAACUGACGAAGCUCUGUGGAAUAAGCUUGGUGAAAGCAGUAUGAAAAUAUCAGACUGGGCAAUGGCUUUAUUUGCUUUCAGUAAUUGUAAAACAAUCUGGAAUGCCCAUCAUGGGACAAUAAUUUGUUUAUUUAAAGCAAACCUUUACGAAGAUUCUUUUUUUUAUUUUAUGUAUUUUAUUUUCUUUCCAGAAUGUUUAUUGAAAAUAAAAAUGAUUCUUGAUGAAAAUAAAAAUUAUCUUACUGGUUUGGUUCUAAAAGAUGUGAUUAGAAAUUCUGGUCCAUUUUGGGAAGAAGUUUAUCAAGAAAUUUUUGAGAAAGAGUCCACUAUAUACUAUAUCGACGAAUCAUCAGUGAAGUAUACUGAUGAACAAAAAAAUCGGGUGUUGGAGGAAAUCGCAGCACUUGGUGCUCAUGAGGAACAAAAUGUUGAAGAACUUCAACCUUAUUUUGUUGGUCUUUCUAACUGCGACAGUAUUGCUGAAAUUGGAACACAUUUAUGCGAUUGGUUUGAUCGGAUCGAAAGUAGUGCUAGCUUAGCGUUAAACCGAAUUCGAAUUGCUAAAGUCAAAAAUUUCGACGAAGCUGAUGUUGGUGUGGUGCAUAUAGUGAGCGAAAUUGUAGAUUGUGUAGUUGUGGUGAGAGAUAUUGUUGAGCAAGUUUCAGAAGUUCCACUGAGUAAACCUGAUUCAAUUUGUAAGAAAUUGAUUUGUGAAAAUGAUUGGAGUCGUCGAUCAACUCGAUUUCAUGCCGAAUUUAAUAUAGAUGAAGAAUCUGAAUCAAGGCAUUAUGCUUCUGUCUUAGAGGUCAAAUUUUUAGAUUCAGGCCAGACAAAAAUCCAAUUCGCAAGAGAAUUUGCAAAAAAUUGUUUAUUUGUUCAUUUGUUUAUUUUUCAGUUGUUGGAAAUGGCGAGUAUUAUGGAGAAAAGUGUUGUUCCAUUGUUAUCUGUGCAACCAGUAACGCUCUAUUUGUCACAGACAGACAAGAAUUAUAAUUCUGUCGCAUCACCACCAUCGAAUUUUGAUGAAAAAAUCGCUGUGCGGUCAUGCAUAAAUCAUUUAGCUUCCUUCACUGAAACUGAACCUCAGUGUAUUUUUGAUGUAAUUGGCAGUUUUCUUGCUUGGUUAGCCAACGAAACUUCUUGCGCGUGUUUUCUUUACGAUGCGCGUGAAGUUCUUAUUCAGUGUUAUCGACGGUGGGUUCCUACGCGUGGCAAUACAACGUUUCCAGCAAUAACUCGUGGUGAUGAACUUAUCUACAUAAUGGUUGCAGAGAUUGGUUGUCGAGAAGCACUGUUCGUUUGCUCAGCAAUUCUUCUUAUAUCUCAACUGCCUGUUGAGAUAGAAGUUAAAAUGCACUGGGCUUUGGCAAUUAAUGGAGUAUCGAUGUUUUCUUCUGAUGUUUGUCGAUACCAUAUUUGGAAUGUUUAUGAUAAGCUUUCGUCAUCGAACUCAUUUUACACAUCGCUAAUCCCUGGUUAUAGCCAGAUUACUGCUCGAAGCGCUAAAAAUUUCCUCGAAUUCAUCGACCGUCGUGAAAGUAUAACAACGAUUGAACGUCAUUUUAAAGAAAGGAAUUUUGAAAAGGUGGUGCGUAUUAUCGAAGAUAAUUUUAAUUGGUGCGAAGCAAAUUUUGAUCUUGCUUUAUCCACCUUAUUAAAAUUAAUUGAUUCUCAUAUCAGUUUGGGACAUUCAAAUGAUGCUGCCACUUGGAUUGCAAGAGCGUUAGAUUUUGUGUCAACGAAGGAGAAUAUUAAUAUAAUCCUUGAUAAAUUAUAUCUAUUGGAAAUCGAAAUGAUCGAUCGUAAAAAUCUAUCAAAUGAUGUCUCAUUAUGGAUAUGGUUAUAUAAAGCUGCUUGCCAUCUUGAAGGAGAACUAUCUGUGGAAGACUUACGUUCUCUUUUUUCUAAUGGUUGCUUCAUGGUGAAUAUGUCUUUAAAUAUUUUAGUAGAAGCACAUGAAGUUCUGGGAAAAGUUGGAAAGUGUGUCGCUAAUAAUGUUGGUUUUGGUUUUUUCUUUUUUAAAUAUUUUUAUUCCAAGAAAGAGUAUUAUUUUUGUUUGUUUGCCCUGCAUGAAUUUGCAAAAGCGCGAUCGAAGAAAUAUGUUGAGGAAAUUUUUUCUGGAGGUGCUUAUGCGGAACAAAUGCGAGCGUUUAAUGACGAAAUUUAUCAAUUAUUGUUCUGCAUGACUGGAUGUCCAUCGCGCCGUAAACGCUUAUUGGAUGACCAUGGAGGCAAUCAUGAUUUUUCCGCAUCAGCCGAGGAAGCGGAAUGUAUUCUCUACUUAAUGAUGCCAGAGCGUAUUCCAUUAUAUGAUGGUCCGGUUUCACUCGACCUUAUAGAAAUCAUUCAAAAAAAAGCCGCUUUUUAUGUGGAACUAAUGGACGAUGAACUUCUAACAUUAGAAAAAUUUGGUCAAUUUGUGAACCGUUCACAAAUUUGUACUGAUUGGCCGCGUAGCUCAGUGAAUUUAAGAGCACGAGCUCAUGCAUUUUAUCAUUUGGCUCUUCAUUUAUAUCGUAGCCAAAAAGUAGAUGAAGCAGUUCGCUAUGCGAAAUUAUGUAUCAUUUCACCAAGUAUUCCACUAACUGAUCAGCGGUCAUUGGCUAAUAUUUGGACGAUACUUGCAUUUGCUUCAACCGCUCUUCUUUUUUCGCGUGCACUCAUUAGAGAACAUUUCUUCAUAAAAUUUUGUGUUUUAAGUGAGAAGUGGAAUUUUUUCCAGAUAGCGGAAGACGAAGUAUUACCUCAAUUAGCUUUAAGCAUUUUAUCCUUUCGUAUGGCAUUGCAUUUUGAUUCACAUGACCAUUAUAUAACCUAUAAUUUUGGCAGUGCUUUGUAUCAAAUUCGCUCACGAGUGAAUCAUUUAAUGCAACAGUUGGCAAUCGAUGAUUAUCGAUUUCGCAGGUGCCAUAGGAAUCUUUCGGAAUUGUUAGAAGAAAGCCGCAAACAUUUCCUGUACUGCAUCUUGCAUCUGCCUGACGGAGAUUUCAAUCGGUGGCGAAGCUAUUACUUCCUUGGAAAAAUAGCCGAAAAAUUUGGUGAACCAGGAAAAGUGCUAAAUUAUUAUUAUGAAGCUGCUCGUCAGAUGGAAUUCUCAGGUGUGCAAUAUCCAGUGCGGAUUAGUACCAAAAAACAAGAACAUCUUGAAGCUAUUGAGAUUCAUUAUCGAAUGUAUGCUUGCUUUGUUAAGUGGUUACUUGAAACUGAAAAUGCAAAUUGGUCUGUCUAUGACCUUAUGGAAAUGCAUUCAUAUGCUACAUUUUUUCACAUAGAAAGAAGACCAAGCAGAUGGUUAUAUACAAUAGUCAUAGGUGCAGCUAAGAGAAAAAAUAUUCGUGAAGAAAUAGAUGAUGGUACGAUUGUUAUUGACCCCGAUGUCAGAACAACAGUAACAAAGCUUGUUUUCGAAAGUUCAUUAUUGUCGAGCGAUGUUGGUCAAUGUGUAUUUUUCAGAUUUCCUCAUUUCAAGUCGUAUUAUCGUUUGGCACAAUUGGCAUUAUAUCACGGUGAUAUUGUCGAAGCAUCGAAGUAUAUAUUUGAUCGUUUACUUUUGAAGCGACGAGCAAACGCUGGCUGUGAUAAUGUUUUUGAGAAUAUUGUGCCAAUAAUUUCAAAAGAUUUUGAUCGAGGUGACUCUUUACAAUUUCAUUUUUAUCGGAUUGCAUCAUUUGCUAUCAAUGUUGCUUAUAAAAUGUGUAAUAUCGACAACUUAUCAACUCUUCUGCAUACGUUUGCAACGCUAAGCUUUUGCAAUAAUCAGUAUAAUUUUUUUUUCAUUUUGCAAUUACAAAAGUCACUAAUUAUUUAA
Dracunculus medinensis (Guinea worm) is the source of this 3978-nucleotide messenger RNA. Lineage: Eukaryota; Metazoa; Nematoda; Chromadorea; Rhabditida; Dracunculidae. The record is from the annotation of a GenBank genome assembly.